This is a messenger RNA of Volvox carteri f. nagariensis, 2652 nucleotides long. RefSeq lists its product as uncharacterized. NCBI's taxonomy places the organism in Eukaryota, Viridiplantae, Chlorophyta, Chlorophyceae, Chlamydomonadales, Volvocaceae. Gene Ontology annotation, molecular function: protein binding. The record is from RefSeq and is a predicted model, not a curated record. The coding region runs from base 1 to 2652 and encodes 883 amino acids. The transcript is spliced from 18 exons.
AUGAAUAAUGGUUACGGUCUCCCACUCGGUGCCGUGUUCCGCCGACUUGUCAACGGCACGGACCGCAAUGACUGCACCCCCCUGCAUGUGGCCAUAAUACACGCCCAUCCCGCCUGUGUGUCGGCGCUUCUCCGCGCCCACGCCUCCCCCUCCAAGCUAUGUGACGGGGGGACUCCCCUCGCCCUGGCCACAUGCCUGGGACUGAGCGCCUGCGAGGAGCGGGCAGCGGCGGGGAUGGAGAUUGUACGAGCGCUGCUGGCAGCAGGAGCAGAUCCGUACGACAAGUACGUGCGCGCAUGUAUGUGCUUUAGUGAUCAAACUCGCAGGCGGUGUAUGUGUAUACGGGGGGCGGCGGAGGUGCAGCGCUCCAGGGUGGCGGCCAUGAUGGCGGAUGUGGCGGCGCUGGCGGCAGCGGACGAGGGAGGUGGCGGCGGCGGCGGCGGCGCCUCUCUUCCGGGGAUGCUGCUGUCGGGAGUUGAACGGGCUGAGCACGUGUUGGCGGCGGCGGACCACGAUGGCUUCACUCCGCUGCACCUGGCCGCCAAAUUUGGUCACCCGGAAGUGGUGGCACAGCUGCUGACGGCAGCGGAGGAAUCAGCCGCGGCGGCGGCGGCAACCGGGGAAGAGCUGGCGGCGGCGGCGGCAGCGAAAGCCGCCGCCGCCGCCCUGGCCGAAGGCAGCGGCAGCGAAACCGCCGCGGCGGCCGUACUGCCGCCGCUAAGUGCCGCUACGCUGGCGGCGUUGAUACCGGUGGCGGACCCACUGCCGCUGCUUAAGGCCAAGACGAAGCAGGAGGGUCACACUGCGCUCCACCUGGCGGCGAUGUACGGCAGGACUGCGGCGGCGGUAGCGCUGAUGCGUGCGCUGGCGGCUGUGACGGCGUGCGGCGGGGCCCAAGUAAUGGUGGCCGCGCUGACAGCGGCGGAUAAGAAGGGGCGUACGGCAGCGGACUUGGCACGGCGGCGGGGACAUCCAGCCCUGGCGGACCUGCUGACGGAGGCGGCCGCCGCCAAGGCCGUACCGGAUGCGGCGGCGGCCGUGCCAGCGAUGACGACGAUGACGCUAGGCGCCGACGGCGGAGCCGCGGCUGCUGACGGGCGCGGCUGUCGCCGUACACUCCUGCUGGCUCCGGCCGAGUGUUUGCUUCACCGUACGGCACCCGAACCAAUUGAACGGUCGGAUGCGGAGCCGCCGCCGGAGAACGUGAACCGUCUGCAUGUUUUGACACAGCCAGCCACGGGCAUCCUGCACAAUCUGGAGUUCUCCGACUUGGAAUGGCGGACAAGCGGUAUCCCGCAGGCCGCUAUGGUGGAUGUGCUCCGAUGCCACGACUGGUCGUACGUACGGCGAGUUAUUCAGGCGUGUGAGGCCAUAACCGAUGUGCCCAGUUGUGUGGGUUUCCUGGACCAUGACACGGCCAUCAGCCACCACACAAUGCGGGCGGCGCUGGUGGCGGCGGGGGCGGUGUGUACGGCAGUGGAUGAGGUGGUGGCGGGGAAGGCCCGUAACGCAUUUUGUGCGGUUCGUCCCCCCGGCCACCACGCGGGUCCAUGUGGUAUCGUCACAAACCCCAAUGACUCACACGGGUCGCACGGGUUUUGCAUCCUGUCGAAUGUGGCCAUUGGAGGGGCUUAUGCCAUGGCCGUACACAGACACGCUGGAAUACGGCGAGUAGCCAUCGUGGAUUUUGACGUACAUCACGGCAACGGCACCCAGGCCUGCGUCCUCAACACCGUGCCUUCCAUUCGUACAUUAUCGCUCCGUACGCCGUACAGCGACGGCCAGCAGCAUUUCCCUGUCUACAAGCCCUGGUUGGGCGACAACGACGAGCACAACAUCCUCUUCGCCAGCCCGGGUGGCAAACCUCGCAUGUGGCGUCGCGCCUGGCGGGACAAGAUUUUGCCCGCUGUAGUCAACUUUAAGCCGGACAUCAUCUUCGUAUCCGCCGGCUUUGACGCGCACAAAAAGGAGGACCUGAAUCUGCGCUAUGUGGGUGUCACCGAGGCCGACUACGAGUGGCUCACUGGGCAAAUUGUGGAGGUGGCAAAUGUGUGUUGCGACGGGCGGGUGGUUUCGGUGCUGGAGGGGGGCUACAACCUGAGGGGAGGUCCGCUAGGGAGCGCCUUUGCCAGGAGUGUGGCCGCCCACGUGCGCGCCUUGCAAGCCCCAUGUACGGCAAAGUACGACCCAUUGGAUGCGGAGACGGAACGCGCGGCGGAGAAGGCCCUGGAGGCGCGAAAGGCGGCCAAGGCGGCUGCUCUUGCAGCGGGUAUCAUUCCCCCUGCGGGCCUCGUCACGCCUCGUUCCUCCAUUCCCACCCCACGAGCCUUUCCCCCCGUCAUCGCCGCCACCGCUGCCGGCGGCGGUGGUUUAGCACCCAUGGAUACCGACCCCAACAUUGCGGGGCCGCACGCCUCGGCGGCUGCACCGGCCGCCGCCGAUGCCAACGCCAACGCUGAUUCCGCAGCGGGACCGCCGGGUGGUGAGGAGCCGCCGUCGAAGCGGCGGCGGCGUCCCGUGGAUUACGCAGCGCUUAACGCGCAGCUGGAGAAGGAGCAGCAGGAAGCGGCUGCGGCAGCGGAAGCGGGGGGGAAAGCGGAGACCGCCGCUGUUGAUGAGGACGGCGCCGCUGGCGGCGGCAGCGGCAGGUAA